CCUAGCCCUGUCUUUUUUCCUUCUUUAUCCAUUUCCACUGAGAAAAUUUAUAUACACCAUUUUCCAUUUUUUUUCAACUCACUCUGUGAUUGUGAUCUUUGUGAACAAUCAUAACAUCACUCUGCAAAACACUGAUAAUAGGAUUGUGCUGAAGUUAUUGCAUUUGUGUGACAGUUUCUAAUGGCAUUGGUAUCUAAAAGAAGUUCGGCUCUGAAUCCAAAUGCUCCUCUCUUCAUACCCGCUGCAUUUCGUCAAGUGGAGGAUUUUUCACCUCAAUGGUGGGAGCUUGUGAAAUCUUCAACAUGGUUUCAUGACUAUUGGGUGAGCCAGAACGAAGAGGAAGAUUUUGAAGUAAGUGAUGCUAAUGAUACUACAAAUGAUGAUAUAGAAAAUCUUCUGGCUGAAACUUUUGAUCUUGGCAUCGAAGAAGAGUUCAAUUUUCUAGAGAAUGAGUUUGAGAAAUUGGUUAUGUCUGACAAAGCUCAAGAGUGUCCGGUUAUCGAUGAACCUGUUGAGGAAAAGAAGCCUCUUCAUGGUGUUAACAAGGAUGCGUCGGCUCUUCUGAAGAUCUUGUCCCCAAAUGAAAGGGGUCCCAAGUCACCUGUUGGAUCCGCAAAGCACUUUGAGAAGCCAGCACAAUAUGUUAACCUCAAGUGUGCACCUCAACGAAUCCACCAACCUCGUUAGAAGAAAUUCAAACUUCAAAGCUCAUAGCGAUGAUAACUUGCUUGAACUGCAAGUUUCUUCUCACUUCAGUAUGCAAUCUCUGUUGAAAUAACUUGUGUACAUAGGUGUAGUAGUAGUAGUAGUGUCUAUGUAUUUUUCUUGUUGAUUGUCUAUUUGUCUUGUAUAUUUAAUGGUAGGUGAGACUUUAAAUUAUGAAGGGCCUAAAUCUUGUAAUUUCUAUAAGAUUGAUCAUCUUUAUUUCAUCUCAUUAUGAAAUAAAUGGUUAGUGUUUUCAUUUGCAAAAGAAAGUUUUAGGUAUCUCAUGUUCUAUUGGUUUGAGCUUUUCAUGUCCUGUACUUUUACAUUUGGAAAGAAAAUGAGCAAGUAGCAUUCACAAUGUUAUUUCUACAA
Molecule: messenger RNA, 1077 nt
Organism: Vicia villosa (hairy vetch)
Lineage: Eukaryota; Viridiplantae; Streptophyta; Magnoliopsida; Fabales; Fabaceae
Product: protein EARLY RESPONSIVE TO DEHYDRATION 15-like
Exons: 3
Coding region: 181-687 (168 amino acids)
Source: RefSeq, a predicted model, not a curated record